AUACUUGAUUUUUAGGAAUAUGAUUAAAUAAUCCAGAUUUUUAGGAAUAUGAUUAAAUAAUCCAGAUUAAAUAUAAUCAGCUACUACCCAGCUCUGCUUAUGUAAGGAUUAUGUUUUUUUAGCUCAGUAUAAAAACAAAAGCGUAUGGAAAGACCCAAAAGAGAAAGUGUGUACGAGAGAGAGGAAUCAAAUUUCAUCUUUCAUUAUGAGUGGAAAUUUAAAUAGCUGAAGAUGUAUAACCGGUUUUUGAGGUUGAGUGCAAAGAGCAGAAACAGAAAAAGACGAAGCAGAUACACACUGCACGACAACACUGAAUAUAAUUGUACACAGAACUGCUGAAAGAAGGAAGACAGAGGCAAAAACUACAAAUAAAUAAAUAAAUUGGAGAUUUGCACACCACCAAUUCAACAUAAUGGAAAUCCAAGGCAAAUCCUCUACUGAUUUACCCGAUCGACCUGAGAUAUUUGAAUUUGAGGGUAUCUCAAUGGUCGAGCACUUCACUAAGAACUGGGAAAAUGUGAAAAACUUUCAAGCAAGACCUGAUGACAUUCUAAUCGCCACUUACCCCAAAGCAGGCACAACUUGGGUUUCUAAUAUUCUAGACCUUCUGUAUUUUGGUAAGGAAGAUCCAAAGCGCCAGACCACCAAGCCUAUCUAUAAAAGAGUGCCAUUCCUGGAGUCUUGUUUUCCAGAGAUGCAAUCAGGCACAGAACUGGCUAAUAACCUGCCAACCUCUCCUCGCCUAAUCAAAACUCAUUUACCUGUUCAACUUGUUCCCCAGUCCUUCUGGGAGAAGAACUCAAGGGUGGCAUAUGUAGCUCGUAAUGCAAAAGACAACGCGGUUUCCUAUUUUCAUUUUAAUCGAAUGAACAAGGCACAACCUGAACCAGGAGACUGGAACACCUUCCUGGAAGAAUUUAUGAAAGGAAAAAUGGUGUUUGGUUCUUGGUUCGACCAUGUCUGUGGAUGGUGGGAGAAAAAAAAAACAUAUCCUAACUUACACUACAUGUUGUACGAGGAUAUGGCGAAAGACAUUAAAGGCGAAGUAGAAAGUUUGUGCACUUUCUUAAAAUUGUCACGUUCAGACGAAGAGAAGGAGAAAAUAAUAAAUGGCAUUCAGUUUGAUGCCAUGAAACAGAACAAGAUGACCAAUUACUCCACUGUCCUAGUGAUGGAUUUCACAAUCUCGCCGUUCAUGCGGAAAGGUAAAGUUGGAGACUGGAAAAAUCACUUUACUGUGGCACAGAAUGAACAGUUCAAUGAGGACUACAAACAGAAGAUGAAGAAUUCCACUCUCAAGUUCCCUACUGAGCAUGGGCGUAAAACCCGGGGGGGACGGGGGAGACAUGUCCCCUCCCAUCCGAGACUUGUCCCCCCCCCGCAAAAAAGAAAAAAUUUAAAUUAUAAAAAAAAAAAUCUUAAUUGUGAAAAAUAUACCUAUAUAUACCUAAAAUAAUUGUCUAAGUAGAAUGAAAACAGCAUGUAUUAUUUAAAAUGCAUUUAGAAACAGUUGAGUUACCCCUCCCCUUCCUCAAAGUGGUUCGGUCCACUGUGUGCUUUUUCUCAUCUCACCCAUCUCACACGCAUGCGUGUCUGCGUCACGUCUGCUUCAAGGGUUUGCAGCACAUUGCAUACUCUUAUUUUUGCUUAAUUAUACCUAUUCAUUCUCUAUCAGUGUUUUCACUUAUCCUUAGAUGUUUCAUUUGCAAUUAAGUGCUUUUUACCUUUCUUAUUUAUAGCUUUUUAUUCCAAAUGGUAAUAUUUAUACAAUUGAUGUAAACAUUUUGGUAUGCCAUAUAUGGUUAUACCUAUUGCUUCUUUUAUUGUGGUUACAGCUCAUUGGUGUGUCUACAGUUUUGCAGCAGUGUGUGUACACACAACUGAUAUCUGUGUUUGACCUAUAGUUCAUGUGUGUGCUCAUUUGAAGGCCUUUGCUUUGAAAUUGCAAGGAAAUUACAUUAUGAAAAUUUUCUGUGUCAAAAGCAUCCAAGUGUGUUUAGUGAUUUGCAAAUGACUGUGUGUAAUGUUUUGCAAAAAGUGUGAAGCUGACAAUGUGCUUACAGUUGUGCAGAUCUAGACUUGUGUUUUGUUAUUACCUCUGAAACAAAUCAAACCCAGAUUAUAUCAGUAUUAGUCAGGUAGAAAUUAUACGAGUGUUUAAGAUUGAGAUCAGCAGUGUGUAAAUGAAGCAAAAGGAUUUAUCUUGAAUGAGGCGUGUGUGUUCUGUACGGUGUUAAAAUUGUGUUUUGUUAGUGUUGUAAAGUUUUGGAUGAAGUGUUUUAUUUUGCAUAAGUUCUGAUGUGUUCUGCUGUUUGUGUGUGUGGAUGUGGAAAUUGUGUGUGUUUUGACAAAAUGAGCCUUCAUUUCAAUAUUGUGCUUGAGCCAUUAAAAAAAAAAAAAAAAAAAAACUGUAAAUG
Molecule: messenger RNA, 2417 nt
Organism: Danio rerio (zebrafish)
Lineage: Eukaryota; Metazoa; Chordata; Actinopteri; Cypriniformes; Danionidae
Source: RefSeq, a predicted model, not a curated record